AUGGCAGAGUCAUUCAACGAGCUCACAGCUCGCUUCCUAAGCUGGUUCAAGCAGCUCCCCGGCGCCACCUUUUCCGAUGCCAUUGCCAUCCAGGACUUACGCAGCCGCAAAGCCGGUCGCGGCAUCAUCGCGCUGCAAGACAUUGCCCCCGAGAUGGUGCUCUUCCGCAUCCCGCGGCGGUCCAUCAUCAACGUCGAGACGUCGGCGCUGCGCGCCAAGCUCCCCGCGCUCUUCUCCGACGAGGGCAUCUCGCACGGCAAGGCCGACGACGACGACCCCUCGUCCUCGCAGCUUGACUCCUGGAGCGCCCUUAUCCUCGUGCUCCUCUACGAGCACCUGCUCGGCGCCGCGUCCGCCUGGCGGCCGUACCUUGACGUCCUGCCCGAGUCGUUCGCCACGCCCAUGUUCUGGACCCCCACUGAGCUGGCCGAGCUGCAGACGAGCGCCACCGUGUCCAAGAUUGGCCGCGAGGGCGCCGAGAACAUGUUUCGCGGCAUCCUGCUGCCGGCGGUGCGCGCGCACGCCGAUGUGUUCCAGGGCAGCGCGGCGCUGAGCGACGAGCAGCUCGUGCAGCUGGCGCACCGCAUGGGCAGCACCAUCAUGGCGUACGCGUUUGAUCUGGAGAAUGACGAGGACAGGGACGAGGAUGAGGAGGACGGCUGGGUGGAGGACCGCGACGGCAAGGCCAUGAUGGGCAUGGUGCCGAUGGCGGACAUCCUGAAUGCGGAUGCCGAAUUCAACGCACACGUCAACCACGGCGACGACGAGCUCACCGUCACCGCCCUCCGCCCCAUCAAGGCCGGCGAGGAGAUUCUCAACUACUACGGCCCGCACCCCAAUUCGGAGCUCCUCCGCCGCUACGGCUACGUGACGGAGCGCCACUCCCGGUACGACGUGGUCGAGAUUCCCUGGGAAAUGGUCGAGGCCGCCACCGUGUCCCAGCUGCAGCUCCCCCAAGAAGCCUGGGCCAAAGUCCGCGGCCAGCUCGACGAGGACGAAAUGGAAGACACUUUUGUCCUCGAGCGCGAGUGCCCCGAGGUCACCCCCGAGGGCACCUUCCCGGCCUCCCCGGCGGCCCGGUUCGCCGCGCUGCCGGGCGACCUCGAGGAGCAGCUCAAGGAGUUCCUCAAGGCGGUCCGCGCCGUCGACGCGAGCCUCAUCCCGGACAAGCGCAAGCGCGACGAGCUGCAGGCCGCCAUCAUGGUGCGCGUGCUGGCCGCGCUCGAGGCGCAGUACCCGACGACCCUGGCGCAGGACGAGCAGAUCCUCGCGAGCGACGCGCCGCUCGGCGACCGGGAGCGCAUGGCGCUCGCGGUGCGCCUCGGCGAGAAGAGGCUGAUACGCGAGGCGCAGGCGUUCCUGGAGGCGUCGGGGCAGCAGCAGCAGGACGGCGACAGUCCGGUCAAGAGGGCCAGACUUGACUAA
Messenger RNA from Akanthomyces muscarius, 1425 nucleotides. RefSeq lists its product as uncharacterized. The record is from RefSeq and is a predicted model, not a curated record. The transcript has 4 exons. NCBI's taxonomy places the organism in Eukaryota, Fungi, Ascomycota, Sordariomycetes, Hypocreales, Cordycipitaceae. The coding region runs from base 1 to 1425 and encodes 474 amino acids. Gene Ontology annotation, biological process: peptidyl-lysine monomethylation. Gene Ontology annotation, cellular component: nucleus. Gene Ontology annotation, molecular function: protein binding; protein-lysine N-methyltransferase activity.